This is a messenger RNA of Gossypium arboreum, 2027 nucleotides long. RefSeq names its product lysM domain receptor-like kinase 4. Lineage: Eukaryota; Viridiplantae; Streptophyta; Magnoliopsida; Malvales; Malvaceae. Gene Ontology annotation, molecular function: protein kinase activity; ATP binding. The transcript has a single exon. The record is from RefSeq and is a predicted model, not a curated record. Gene Ontology annotation, biological process: protein phosphorylation. Bases 1 to 1863 code for a protein of 620 amino acids.
AUGAUUUAUGCCUUGUUUCUCAUCUGGGUUGCUGCCAGUUCAAGCUCUGCUCAACAGUUUUAUGACCCAUCUGAUUGUUCUUCCGAUACCAGUAAUCAAGGUUCAAGGUACACCUGCGAUUCUGCCCAACAGCCAUGCAGAACAUUCUUAGUUUACAGGGCCAACCAACAUUUCGGACACCAGAACCUGCUGAAUAUCUCUGCCUUGUUUCAGGUCGAAUCUGACGAGUUGCUAGACUUGAACAACAUAGCUUCGCCUUUAGAAACUCUGAAACGUGGUAGAGAAGUUCUUGUCCCUAUAAACUGUUCGUGUUCUGGAGAAUACUUUCAGGCUAGUUUAAGCUACAUAGUCUCUGAAAGAACUUCAUUUCCAGAGAUUGCUUGUGGAGUUUUCGAAGGGUUAUUGAAAUCCUUAACGCUGCUCCAGGAAAACCCAUCUCAAGGGACUGAUGUUGAGACUGGUGUUAAGCUUGAUGUUCCUUUGAGAUGUGCCUGUCCUGGUGGUUUUGCUCGUUUUAAUGGAGUGAAAUAUCUUGUAACAUACCCUAUCCUGGAAGGAGAUGGAAUAACCCCAUUAAGCAUGAAGUUUAGCAUCGCUCCUGAAGAUUUAUUGGCCGCUAACCAUUUGGAACCCAAGUCGACUGUUUAUCCCAACACAACUGUUUUAGUUCCUUUGAAAUCAGAUCCUGUAAUAAACCUCAACGUACCAGAUUCUCCACCUCCAACUCCAGGUUUUCUUCCCACCAUCACAGUUGAAAAAACAAAGAAUACAAAAUUGAGGAAAUUGUAUAUUGCAGGAUCAGUUGUUGGGUUUUUCCUGAUUGUUGUAGCAUUGCUUGCUUGUGGGUUUUAUGUGAAGGCCGUAAAGAAAUGGAAGGGAGAGAGACUACAGUCUUUUACAGAUAGAAACUCUGUACUCUCUUGCUCAACAGCCCGAAGCUCUCCUCGAUCCGGACAAACUGGUAGAAGCUCUACAAAUUCUUGUUUAUCACCUGAUCUUCUAGCCGGGCUUAAAUUUUCUUUGUACAACUAUGGCAUAGAAGAUAUAAAAAGAGCUACAAAUGACUUCAAUGAAGAUACCAAUAAGAUUGGAGAGCAAGUCUACAAGGGAUUGAUUGACAAUGAAAGUGUAAUGAUCAAGCAGAUGAGAUGUGAAGACACCCGCCAGGUUAUAGAUAUGCAUUCUAAGAUAAAUCACGUUAAUAUUGUGAGCCUCCAUGGUGUUUGUUAUGGUGAAAAUGACUUAGCCUGGUCAUAUCUGAUUUUUGAACUCCCUACCAAUGGCUGCUUAAGGAACUGUUUGUCGAAUCAGGCUAAUCGUCUCAGCUGGCGUCGAAGGACUCAAAUAGCUUUUGAUGUAGCAACCAUUUUGAAUUACUUACAUUACUGUAUUUUCCCUUCGUACGCUCAUUUGAGUGUAAAUAGCAGGAAUAUUUACGUGACAUCGAAAUGGAGGGCAAAGCUAGCAAAUAUCGGAUCGACUCUUGCUGUCAGCGCAUCGACAAUGAAUGACAAGGUUGUUACUGUCAAUGGGUUGGUAGCACCACAGAAUCCCAUGAAUGAAGCAGCAUCAGUGAAAGUGGAUGUUUUUGCAUUUGGGGUUGUUUUGCUUGAGCUCAUCUCAGGGAAAGAGGCCGCUCAAGGAACUUUCCUUAAAGAUUCAAUUCGAUUUUUGGGAGGGGGAGCAAAUGAAGAAGGUUGUUUUGAGCAAUUGAGGAGUUUCAUCGAUCCAAGUCUGAAAAAUGAAUAUCUGAUAGCUGAAGCUUUAUGUUUAGCAGUUUUAGCCAAGGCUUGCAUAGAGGAUGACCCUCUCAGAAGGCCAUCCAUGGAUGAUAUCCUCAAAGUUCUUGGAAGAAUGGUGUAAUAAUUUGUAAGCAAAUAUGGUAGAAAACAUCAGAAAUAUUAUAUUUUCUACCAGGAAUUUAAUUUUGACUAGUCUUCUUGAUGGUAGCUUGUAUAUGGGAUAAUUAAAAUUUUCCCCCAAAAAGCUUAAUUGGCGAAUGAAUUCCUGAAAUGUUGAGCAUCUUU